Malus domestica (apple) is the source of this 2624-nucleotide messenger RNA. RefSeq lists its product as uncharacterized. NCBI's taxonomy places the organism in Eukaryota, Viridiplantae, Streptophyta, Magnoliopsida, Rosales, Rosaceae. Gene Ontology annotation, molecular function: CTP synthase activity; identical protein binding. Gene Ontology annotation, biological process: pyrimidine nucleobase biosynthetic process; CTP biosynthetic process. The record is from RefSeq and is a predicted model, not a curated record.
AUUCCUCACUGCAUUAACUACCACAUUAUUCUCUUCUCUCUCAUUUUCUCUGUCUAUUGCUGUUAAGAAGCUGAUGGUUUUUCCUUGCUUUGGAUUUUGUAUGAUAUAACACAUCCUCUUUACACUUCUGUAUUGGAUUAAGGAGGGAGAGAGAAAUCAGAUAACGUUUCAAAGUCACCAAGAAACAACUGUAGAAGUUAAGAAAGUAAAGAUUUAGUAAACACUACUGUGCUGGUGGCUGGAAUAAUUACACAGAAAAAGUUGGUGGUUUGAAAGAAGAAGGAGAAGAAGAAAUGAAGUAUGUUUUGGUGACAGGGGGAGUAGUAAGUGGACUUGGGAAAGGAGUGACUGCUAGCAGUGUUGGCCUUCUUCUCAAAGCUUGUGGACUUCGAGUCACUUCCAUUAAAAUUGAUCCUUACCUAAACACCGAUGCCGGAACUAUGUCCCCAAUUGAGCAUGGUGAAGUGUUUGUGUUGGAUGAUGGUGGUGAGGUGGACUUGGACCUUGGAAACUAUGAAAGAUUUCUAGAUAUCAAGCUGACUCGUGAUAAUAAUAUUACUACUGGAAAGAUUUACCAGGAGGUUAUUGACAGAGAGAGAAAGGGAGAUUAUCUGGGAAAAACUGUCCAGGUUGUUCCUCACAUCACAGAUGCAAUCCAAGAGUGGAUCGAGCGUGUAGCCAAAAUUCCAGUCGAUGGAGAGUCAGGUGCAGCAGAUGUUUGUGUCAUAGAAUUGGGUGGAACUAUAGGUGAUAUUGAAUCCAUGCCUUUCAUUGAGGCAUUAGGACAGUUCUCAUAUCGCGUCGGUAGUAACAACUUUUGCUUGAUUCAUGUGAGCCUUGUGCCUGUUUUGCGUGUUGUUGGUGAGCAGAAAACAAAACCAACGCAGCACAGCGUUCGUGGACUGAGAUGUAUGGGUUUGACACCGCAUAUCAUUGCUUGUCGCAGCACAAUGGCACUAGAAGAGAACGUGAAGACUAAAGUCAGUCAAUUCUGCCAUGUACAGAAAGAGAACAUCAUCACUCUCUACGACGUUCCCAACAUCUGGCACAUUCCAUUACUUUUAAGAGAUCAGAAAGCUCAUGAAGCAAUCUUCAAAGUGCUCAACCUUCAAGGAUUAACAAAGGACCCUGAAUUGGAAGAGUGGACUUCUAGGGCUGAAAUUUGUGACAAGUUGCAUGAGCCGGUUCGCAUUUCCAUGGUCGGAAAGUAUACAAGCCUUGCAGAUGCCUACCUCUCUGUACAAAAGGCUCUUGUGCACGCUUCUGUUGCUUGCGGCAAGAAACUUUUCGUGGAUUGGGUUUCGGCUGAAGACCUUGAAGAAGCAACUGAAAAAGAGAAUCCUGAUGCCUACAAAGCUGCAUGGAAGUUAUUGAAGGGUGCAGAUGGUAUUCUUGUUCCCGGAGGGUUCGGUGACAGAGGAGUGCAAGGGAAAAUUCUUGCUGCAAAAUACGCCCGGGAAAAGAGAAUUCCUUUCCUUGGCAUUUGUCUAGGAAUGCAGGUUGCUGUGAUUGAGGUUGCACGGUCUGUUCUAGGUCUGAAAGAUGCUCAUAGUGCAGAAUUUGAUCCUGACACUAAAAAUCCCUGUGUUAUUUUCAUGCCUGAGGGCUCGAAAACACAUAUGGGAGGCACGAUGCGUGUUGGAUCCAGGAGAACAUAUUUUCAGUCUACAGACUGCAAAUCAGCUAAACUAUAUGGAAACAAACGCUUCAUUGAUGAGAGACAUCGGCACAGAUAUGAGGUUAAUCCUGAAAUGGUAGCACGCCUUGAAAAUUCCGGCCUCUCUUUUACGGGCAAGGAUGAAACUGGCCAACGCAUGGAGAUUGUUGAGCUGCGUAAUCAUCCAUAUUUCAUCGGUGUCCAGUUCCAUCCUGAAUUUAAAUCAAGACCAGGAAAACCUUCUGCUUUAUUCUUAGGGCUUAUAGCAGCAGCAUGUGGGCAGUUGGACAAUCUCUUGCAGGGCUCUGAGAGCAAAAGAAACGUCCCAAAUCUAGCUGCCAAUGACAUGCUGUCCCAAAGGAAUAUUGUCCCAAAUGGAGCAAGCAAGGACAUGUCCCAAAGGACUAGUGUUCCAAAUGGAGCAAGCAAUCAUAUGUUCAAAGCAGCAUGUGGGAGGAAUGUCCCAAAUGGAGCAGCAAAAGCAUACCAUAACGGAGCUGUAACAAAGUUUGCCAAUCGAGCACAAGACGGUGCAUACAGCAUUUUCAAUGGGAUGCACUUGUGAAGGCAGUUGAUGCCUCUACAAUAUUAACUAGUAGGAGAUAAUCUUUGGUUUGUGGUGUGGUUUAGGGGACGAUUAUUAUUAUUAUUAUUGCUAAUUAGCAGGGGUUUUAGGUGAUACAAUAUGAUAGGAUUGGUUUGUACAGUCUUUUGGUAUAUGGUUAGAUAUAUAGCCAUCCAAAGACACAAACGGUAGAAAGAACGGAGGAGAGAGCCGAGUCCUGUGGUGUUUUUUGAAAAGCAGGUUUCAGCUUGUCAAAGUCUUAUGUGCUGCACUCGGAAUUGUGCAGGGGAUUUGUUGCCCCUUCUUCACCCCCCAUGCAGCUCCCUACCCUUUGUUUUUGUCUUGAUUUUAAUGCAGUAAUAACUAUAUUAUAUAUGCAUUGGCUCAAUAUGGUUAGAUGUA